Trametes versicolor FP-101664 SS1 is the source of this 1608-nucleotide messenger RNA. RefSeq lists its product as uncharacterized. The record is from RefSeq and is a predicted model, not a curated record. The transcript is spliced from 5 exons. NCBI's taxonomy places the organism in Eukaryota, Fungi, Basidiomycota, Agaricomycetes, Polyporales, Polyporaceae. The coding region runs from base 1 to 1608 and encodes 535 amino acids.
AUGUACGUCUACAACGGCAAGCUUGACUGGUUAGACUAUGCCAAGGACGAAUGCAUCACCAUCGUCUUCCCCGCCGGCUUCGCGCUGAAGGACCCCGUCUGUGCGUACUGGCAAUGGACGACGGACGCCGAAGGCAAUGAGAAGCGCAACACCUGCCAGCUCGGCUCUAUCACCACCGUCACCAAGACCGCUGACCAGUACAAGAUCACCAUUUUCUUCGACCACUCAGGCUACUCCUUCGACAGCGUCGUCGCCGCUGAUUUCAAGUCUGUGACGAUUACAAUGCGCAACCAAUCCGGGGAUACUUCCAGCGCUAUCACCCUGCAGGAACAGCUGUCGGACGCCUGCCGCGUGCCGUCCACCGAGGUGUUCACCGGAAAGCUCAACUGGUUCAACUACGCCGUCAACGAUAUGAUCACAUUCGUCGUGCCGCGCGGCGUUGCGGUCGGGGCGCCGGUGGGGCUGUACUGGCAGUGGACCGAGGACGCGAACGGCAACCUCAAGCAAAACAGGAGCGUGAACAGCACCUUCCGCGCGGUGUCCGCGUCCGGCGGGCAGACGACGGGCACGUUCGACGACGGCUACUACACAUUCGAGGCCACGAUCCUCAGCGACGACAAGAGCGCGACGAUCCACAUGCGCAACCCGAACGGCGCGUCCACAACGGUCGAGGCGCAGCACACCGAUUUCAGGCAGAUGCACCGCAAGAAGGCCCUCAUCAUCCGCUACGGAACGGGCAUCGACAACGGCAUCUUCUUCGUGCGCGACAUGCUUGUCGACCACCUAGGGUUCGACGCCGACGACGUCGAGAUGCUAUACUUCAGCGAAGAGCCUGCGGGCGCGCCCGGCGUGCUAUCCGACGGCCAGGCGGCCCCAAGCGCAUCCCGCUUCAAGGCGCGGUUCACCGACCUGAUUGCGGGAGCAGCCGCGGGCGACGUGCGCUUCCUGUACGUGGACACCCACGGGACGAUCCGCCCCGACGACGACAGCUCCGGGGAAGCGGACGACAUGGACGAGGGCUGGACCAUGGCCGAAGACGACGACGGGAUACGCAAGGAGGUCGUCUACGACGACUGGCUGGCAGACACCAUCCGUGCCAACCUGAAGCCCGGCGUGAACCUGACUAUACUCGCGUCGUCGUGCAUGGGCGGCGGGAUGCUCGACACGCACACCGCUACGCCAGGCGUCCUGCUCGCAGGCUGCCACGAGACGCAGUUCAACGUCAAGGCGCUGAAGACCAACGACGCCAGGGUGGACCCGUGGAUGUACGCCAUCGUGGCCACCAUCAAGAACGCCGUCAAGCGCAAGCGCGGCGUUCCCACAUACUCCUCGCUCUUCAACGACGCCAAGAAGUACAUCCGGAACCAGCUCGCCGGCGGGUCUAUCAGCGACAUCUACAAGGGUCCCAGCCCGAACGAGCUCGAACCCGUCCCGCGCGACCAGCCCUCGAACACGAGCCACCAGGACCCGCAGCUGAUUUUCUACAGCGGGUACCUCGACCCGGACGAGGAGCGCUUCCUCUUCCCGUUCGUCGCGGCGCGCAGCGGGGACGCCGAGGGCGAGAGCGUGCGCUUCCCGAGGGACCAGUAUGCGCAUGACGAGCUGUGA